AUGGCGGAAAAAGGCAGGGUCGAUGAUGCAAUUGGACAUCUGCAAAAGUGUAGGCUGGCAUUUAUGGCUGCGAAAAAGGAGGAAGUCAAUGCAACGGCUCGGCAGCUACUACUAACAGAAAUGCUUGAUUAGACUUGAGUCUGUAGUGAAGAUACAAAGCAUGAGUGAUGGCGUCCUGCGAGCGGUCUUUCUGAGCAGUGAUGCAAGGAAGUGGUUGCAAAAAAGCCGUAAAUCUCAUUAUCUAA
Chondrus crispus (carragheen) is the source of this 245-nucleotide messenger RNA. RefSeq lists its product as hypothetical. The record is from RefSeq and is a predicted model, not a curated record. NCBI's taxonomy places the organism in Eukaryota, Rhodophyta, Florideophyceae, Gigartinales, Gigartinaceae. The transcript has 2 exons. The coding region runs from base 1 to 132 and encodes 43 amino acids.